Daucus carota subsp. sativus is the source of this 1872-nucleotide messenger RNA. Its product is annotated as probable protein phosphatase 2C 5. Bases 302 to 1579 code for a protein of 425 amino acids. Lineage: Eukaryota; Viridiplantae; Streptophyta; Magnoliopsida; Apiales; Apiaceae. Gene Ontology annotation, molecular function: protein serine/threonine phosphatase activity. The record is from RefSeq and is a predicted model, not a curated record. The transcript is spliced from 8 exons. Gene Ontology annotation, biological process: peptidyl-threonine dephosphorylation.
AAAAGACAAAAGACAUUAGUAAAUAAAGUAACAAUAGUCCAUGAGGAAGACUUUGGUCCUAACCCCGCGAUUUUCGCUUAAUCACCCUCGAAUUUCUCACUAAAUUAUAUCAACAUCCAUUUUAUCAUUCUUUCCCUUUGUUUUACUGGGUGUUUUUUUGCAAUCAUUGUUGCUCAGUUUCUUGCUAUAUUUUAAGAUUUUUGUUUACUGUUUUCAGUGCUUUUUGAGCUUCGAUCCAUUGAUGCCUCUUUCUUGGUUUGAAAUUGAGAUUAAGGUGAUGAUAUGACAUAGUGAAAGUAAGAUGAGCCGGACUGAAGUGAAAACCAGGCCACCUCUUGUUCCACUCGGGACUUUACUUGGUCGUGAGUUGAGGAACGAAGGUGUUGAUAAGCCCGCCAUUAAGUAUGGGCAGGCUGCUAUGUCAAAGAAAGGGGAAGAUUAUUUUCUAAUUGAGCUCAAAUGCGAGAGGAAUAUAGAAAAUUCGUCGAAGCCCUUCUCGGUUUUUGGGAUUUUUGAUGGGCAUAAUGGUAUCUCUGCUGCUGUAUAUACAAAGGAGAAUUUGCUCAACAAUGUAUUGACUGCCAUCCCUCAGGGAUUAAGUAGAGAAGAGUGGCUGCAAGCUCUACCACAGGCAUUAGUUGCUGGAUUUGUGAAGACUGACAUUGAGUUUCAGCAGAAAGGAGAGACAUCCGGUACGACUGUUACAUUUGUGGUGAUUGACGAGUUGACUGUGACCGUUGCAUCUGUUGGAGAUUCUAGAUGCAUAUUGGACGCACAAUGUGGUGUAGUUGUAUUGACAGUUGACCAUAGGCUAGAAGAGAAUGUAGAAGAGAGGGAACGAGUCACUGCAAGCGGAGGGGAAGUAGGCCGACUUAAUGUUUUUGGCGGAAAUGAGGUUGGUCCGCUCCGCUGCUGGCCUGGUGGAUUGUGUCUUUCCAGGUCAAUAGGUGACACAGACGUGGGGGAGUUUAUUGUCCCAGUACCUCAUGUCAAGCAAGUGAAGCUUCCAAAUGCUGGGGGAAGACUUAUAAUUGCAUCUGAUGGCAUUUGGGAUGCCCUGUCAUCUGAUAUGGCUGCGCAAGCUUGCCGGGGACUACCUGCGGAGCUUUCCGCGAAGCUGGUUGUGAAGGAGGCUCUCAGGUCAAGAGGUUUGAAAGAUGAUACAACCUGCCUGGUGGUUGAUAUUCUAUCUUAUGAUCAUCCUGUAUUACCUCCAGUAGUUAGGAAAAGACAAAGUCCUCUUACUUCAUUUAUUUUGAGGAAAAAAUCCCAGAACUUAACAAAUAAAGGAACAAGCAAUCUCUCAGCUGUUGGGGUAGUGGAGGAGUUGUUUGAAGAGGGUUCUGCAAUGUUGGCGGAGAGGUUAGGUAAAGACUCCCAUCUGGAUCCAAACUCUGGGCUUGCCAAAUGCGCAAUAUGCCAAGUGGAUCAACCAUCAAGUGAUUGUAACUCUGACAACUCUGAGACCAUCUUCUUGUCUGCCAAACCCUUGGAAGGUCCUAUCCUGUGCACCAACUGUCUAAAAAAGAAAGAUGCCAUGGAAGGAAAACGGGCGACCACUUCAACACAGGCUGCAUAAUUUUAUUUAUUGAUUUUAUCACUACCGCCAGUGACUAUGUAGACCUGGCAGUUUGAGCACCUAGAUUUUCAUCUAUAGAAGCAUGAAAUGAUGAAGUAGAGAUAUAGAGUAUUGAUAGAUGUUGGUAGAUCCGGUGAGUCUGUUCAUUAUGAUGUGUGCGAUGCUGUUAGAUUGACUGACCAUGUACAGAUAUAUGCUAUCUGAUACUCAUACAUUUGAUAGUUUGAUUGUCAGCAACUUAAAAUGCAAGUAAAAGUCAGUGGUUGUGAAAUGAAACUACCAAGUUGGAAGAA